UGCCACCGGCGGCAAAAAAGGGGACACACACAGCACUGAGGAGGAACUGAGAAUGAAUGACCGCAUUCAAACAAAGUGGCCAUGAGUUUCUGUUGGGAAAGCAUCAAGAUCUGCGGCAAACUGUGCAGGAUUGCCUUCAUCUCCAAAAUCCGGGUUGCAGCCGCAACUGUCUGAUUGAUGAGUGGAGUCCUGCUCAAACCCUGGGUAGAUGAAACAUCAUUUUUCAAGUGGGGAAACUGCACAAACUGUGAGAAAAAUCAUCAAUGAGAAUCACCUGUCAUUGAAAGUGGGAGGACACUUGACACUAUGGGAGAGUGCAAAGAACAGAGAGUGAUUGGCAGGAGGAGGAGAGUCUGACGGAGGAGCAGAGGAAUGUUGGCAGCCAUUUAGUCUGAGCUCAACAACGGAGGAAACAUGGAUUCUUCACAAAAAAAAUGUAAACACAGCAAUGGAAUGCGAUGUGGGACUUCUGAGGUGGAUAAGGAUGGUUCGGCAACAACAGCAAAAAGAGAUAAAUCACUCAGUUGUGAGCAAUGUGGCAAGACUUUUAUCACAGCAACAAAGCUAAGAAUUCACAAACGUAUUCACACUGUGGAGAAACCAUUCAGGUGUGAUCAGUGUGGAAAGGCUUUUACUAAGAAGAGUGAUUUAAAAAGACAUCAACUCGUUCACAGUGGAGUUAAACCAUUCAGCUGUGAUCAGUGUGGAAAGGCUUUUACUGACAGGAGUAAUCUAGCAAAACAUCAACUCAUUCACAGUGGAGUUAAACCAUUCAGCUGUGAUCAGUGUGGACAGGGUUUUACUCACAAGAAUAAUCUAGCAAAACAUCAACUCAUUCACAGUGGAGUUAAACCAUUCACCUGUGAUCAGUGUGGAAAGGGUUUUACUCGGAGGAGUCACUUAAAAAGACAUCAACUCAUUCACAGUGGAGUUAAACCAUUCAACUGUGAUCAGUGUGGAAAGGCUUUUACUCGCGUGCUCUCUUUGAAAUCCCAUCAACUCAUUCACAGUGGAGAGAAAUUGUUUGACUGUGAUCAGUGUGGAAAGGCUUUUACUCGCGUGCUCUCUUUGAAAUCCCACCAACUCAUUCACAGUGGAGUUAAACCAUUCAGCUGUGAUCAGUGUGGACAGGGUUUUACUCACAAGAGUACAUUAAAAACUCAUCAACUCAUUCACAGUGGAGUUAAACCAUUCAACUGUGAUCAGUGUGGAAAGGCUUUUACUCACGUGCUCUCUUUAAAAUCCCACCAACUCGUUCACAGUGGAGUUAAACCAUUCAGCUGUGAUCAGUGUGGAAAGGCUUUUACUCAGAAGAGUACGUUAAAAAAUCAUCAACUCAUUCACAGUGGAGUUAAACCAUUCAACUGUGAUCAGUGUGUGAAAACAUUUACUCAACAUGAACAGUUGUCGAUCCAUCAAUGCCCCCAUUCUGGUAGAAAGCGGUACCACUGUGACUCCUGUGAAAAAACUUUCAGCUCCCAACAGACCUUAAAAUAUCACCAACGCAUCCACACUGGACAUGAUGUGUGGAUAUGUGAUCACUGUGGCAAACUAUUUGUAAUGUACUCGCAGUUAAAAGCUCAUGAAGUGACCCACACUGGGGUUAAACCAUACAUUUGUGACCAGUGUGGGAAACGCUACAGCUCCACUGCAUACCUCAAAGUUCACCAACGUGUCCACACUGGGGAGAGACCAUACAGAUGUGACAAGUGUAAGAAGACUUUUACAACUUUGGGUUCCCUGAAACAACACCAGCAGAUCCACACCAGAAAGAAAGCAUUCAAUCAGUGUCACAGUGAGCAGAACGGAACAGAUGGACAAAACUCUCAGACUUGUCAGCACUCUGCCAAUGGUGAACAGUGCUGCUUUGACCAGUCUGGACCAACGUCCAACCAACAAGGAACCCUACAACGACACCAGCGUAUGCACACUGGACACAGACUGAACCCCUGCCAAGAAGAUUUCUCCAUGCAGGAUUCAGUAAAAGUUCAUGAAGUCCUCCACAAACUUAAAGUCCUUGAGAUCCGGCUUCACAGAAUUCAGGUCUAAUUUCUUUGUUUAGUGUCUUCGUUGCAAAAUCCAUUAAGAGGAAAGCUGUCAUUAACAGACGUGACUGUAAAUUAAUUAAACCAUUCAAAGUGGUUACUCAGUUAAAUGAAUUAUCAGUGGUAGAGGGAUAGACGUCUGGAUGGAGGCAGUGAGCAGCAGGGCGAAUUUCCUCAAUUACCACCUUAAUGGUUCCUGAGAUCCCUCUGGGCUGCAGGAACCCGUUAGAUGCAGAGCUGGUUCAGUGAUUCUCUGAUGAUUAAUCAUAAUUAAUUGAGGAGAUUACUGGCCUUAGGAUUCCUAUCUAUCUAUCUAUCUGUCUAUCUGUCUAUCUGUCUAUCUGUCUAUCUGUCUAUCUGUCUAUCUGUCUGUCGAUCUGUCGAUCUGUCGAUCUGUCUAUCUGUCUAUCCAAACUUUCUCAGCUACAGCAUCUGCACCUCUGCUUCUGUGUGAAGUAGUCAUUACAGGAGAGAAAGUGGAGAAAAUCUGACAGAUUUUGUCAAGUGGUCCAGAAAAAUCUGACUACCCCUACAACUUCUCUCCUGUAAUGAUAGUAAUAAGUAAUACAUAGUUGAUACUUCACACAGCAGUAGCAGAGGUGCAGAUGUUGUAGCUGAGAAAGUUUGGAGGUUGCCACUUCUUGCAUUCCAAGAAUAGUAGGGGAGUCAGAUUUUGUCAAGUGGCCCAGAAAAAUCUGACUCCAGAUUUUAUUUCAUAUCAUACAAUCUGCACUUUUAACUCAACCUGCAUAUUUCUGUUAAAGUCCUAGUUUUGAAAUGGUCUCUCUGUUCUUAAUCUGCCAUACUGUGAUCAUUUAGCCCCUUAUUUUAUUAUUCUGUUCUUACAGACUGUAAUUUACGAGUUUUUUUUUAAAACUUGUUGUGAUUUGGUGUUUUAGCUGUUGUAGCAAAUAAUUUCCCAGGUGUGGGAUCAAUAAAGAAUUUCAAUUCUAUUAUAUUGUGAACUGGCCCUAUAAAAAUAACAACAAUAAGAAAUUACUUUAUACUUAAGAACGAUACUUAUGUUAAAGACUUUAUACAUAAAUACCAGACAUAUUUUGAUGCCAUAUCUUGCAUUUUUAGGGGAGUCUGAUUUUAAGUAAGGAGAUAUAAAGUUUUCUCAGUGAACAUUUAUUUUAAUGACACGUGUAGAACACUGAUGGAAUGUGAACAAUAUUUGGCGACUCCACCCUGUCCUGUCCUGAUGUCCUCAUAGGAGUGAAGCUGAGCGUAGCGUAGGAUCUCCCCAAUGCCAUUUAGGGUGGGCACAUACGGAUGAGAAGAGGAGGAGAAACAUGUCACCUAAUCAUAUUUAACAGGAAAACAUGUCUGCAGGUCAGCACUUAGUCACAUUUAACCCAAAAACAACAGCAAAAGCAGUAAACGUACAACAGAAAAACCUGUCAAGUGGCCACAGAGUGAAAAGUAAGUCACACGCGUUCACGCGAAGGGGGAGUCAGAUUUUUCCGGGGAGUGUGAAAAUUGCACAACACCUGGGUUAGUCUGUAUCCUUUUUUCUGAUUGGCUGAGACGAGACACGUGACAGUGUGCAUCUAUUAAUGAUCGGAAGCAUUCAGGUCGUUCCGGUUAUACUCGGUAGCGCUCUUCAGUAAAGGAGACGCAGUUUGUUAUUUUCUUUGAUUAUCGCUCGGCAAAUUACAAAAAAGUUGCAAGUUAACCCUUUUUUCACAUUUAUUAGGCAAAAUUAGCUUCGCCACCGUGGCUAAACAUGCUAAAAAUGGCUUUGCCAUCCUGAGGAAGGCUUCGCCUAUGGCGAAGUGGAGAAUGGCUAGCACAAGCACAGAGACACCCUGAAAAUUUGACACAAUCUUAAAUAUUAUGAAAUAUUUGUUGAAAAGUCUUUUUCGUGUGUUUCUAAGGGUGUGGCUGCAUCAGAAAGACACAAAUACAAAUGAUAUUUUUUUUGGUUUGUUGUUUACAAGAAAUAUUUUAUGGAACCAGUCAAUUUUCAGUUUUAAUGUCUUUUAUUAGGAUGUGUUUAGUUUUAUGAUUGUACUAAAAUAAAUGACUCUUGAAGACCUCAAA
This is a messenger RNA of Acanthochromis polyacanthus (spiny chromis), 4091 nucleotides long. RefSeq names its product gastrula zinc finger protein XlCGF26.1-like. The transcript is spliced from 5 exons. Lineage: Eukaryota; Metazoa; Chordata; Actinopteri; Pomacentridae. The coding region runs from base 415 to 2049 and encodes 544 amino acids. The record is from RefSeq and is a predicted model, not a curated record. Gene Ontology annotation, biological process: regulation of transcription by RNA polymerase II. Gene Ontology annotation, molecular function: DNA-binding transcription factor activity; RNA polymerase II cis-regulatory region sequence-specific DNA binding.